Molecule: messenger RNA, 2109 nt
Organism: Cryptococcus deneoformans JEC21
Lineage: Eukaryota; Fungi; Basidiomycota; Tremellomycetes; Tremellales; Cryptococcaceae
Exons: 3
Coding region: 140-988 (282 amino acids)
Source: RefSeq, a predicted model, not a curated record
AAUUUCUCAGUCUCAGUCUAUUAACCCCUAUCCUCCCGGCUAUUUUCGACAUUUUCCUUUGCCAUUUCCACUUUCUUGCUUCAAAUUCCCCAACGACUCACACUUUUUAAUUUGUCCCUCAAUCGCUUCAAACACGACCAUGGCUUCAGUCCUUCUUGGCGAGCCCAACUCGCUCCCUUCGGACUCUGCACCCGAAAAACGACGCAAGAUCCCCAAAGUCGCAUUCUACGUCGCCGGUUCUGCUUUUGCGCUGACGAUAGGGAUGACAGCUAUGGUGAUACCUUUUGUCCGGCAAGCGGCAAAAACGAUGAACGGCCCUCAAUUCAUGUCGCACCGAAAUCUCGAACACUUGGCCUCUCGCCGUUUCCCUUCUCCUUCAUUAUCCCCAUUCGCUUCUUCAUCUAUCCCUCCGCGCCAAGUCCGAGAUAGCUCGCCGCCUGUCCCACCUCCAUCCGCCCUCAAGUCCGCCAUCCCAGCCUACUCGAGCGCCAGUAUAUCAGCAGAAAUCCCCAUUUCUGAAGAAGACAUCAAGCAUCUUGGGGAAGGAUCCAAAUCUACUCUUGAUCCGGUCGUCCAGGCAGAAGAGUCUGCAGAAACAAUCAAAAGCCGGUUAUUCAACGCUCGAGAAGAAAAAGCAUUGUACGGUUCAUCGCUCAUGCCUUUAUCGUCCAAUACUGCCUCGGAGGGGGAGGGAGAAGGGGGAGGGGAUAAGAUGGAAGGGGCAUUACUUGGUGCGAAAGCGUUGAUGUUUGCGACGACGCUAGUGGUAGGCUUUACAGGUCUUGGAAUGUGGGCGGUCGGGAAGGCUAUGGGGGCGGAAGAUCCUGCCGAUUUUGCCGUUAAAAUGCGCCAACAACUCGUUCUUUCCAUGCCUCAAUUAGUCACGAGCGUCAACAGACCCGGAAGGAGCACGGACGGUUUCGAUAGUGAGGCUAUUGAAAAGUGGGUCAAUGAGCUGGAAAGGGAAGAGGUGGCGAGACCUAGUUAGAUGAGGGGAGAGGUUUGAAGUACUGGAGAGGUGUGCGAGAGGCGGUGGUUGAUGGAAAAGGAAAGGGAUGAAAGUUAGAUGAGGGUUAGGUUUUAGCAGGCUCAGGCGUUUGAAGAAGAGGGGAGGGGUUAGGACGAUACUUUUGUCAUUUUCAUAGCACGGAUAACGGAUAACUUUGCAUGUACCACGGCAAUAUCAAGCUGGGUAUCGCAAGUGAGUCUUAUCUUUCCAACUUUUCGUACCCUAUCCUGUUUUCUUCUUACUCAACUUUUCGUACCCUAUCCUGUUUUCUCCAAAAUCACCCAACCUUUUCUAUAAAAACGGCUUGAAGACGACUUGGAAAGUAUACAGCGAAGAGUUAAACGAUCGAUGGUAGAAAGUCAACCUUUCCACGUUUGUCCGUCGGUUCUCUGGUUCUACAAAGUUGCCCUUGAGCUAGAGUAGGGAAUUGUGUGAGGAGAGUAUCAAGUCUUUAGUCAAUUGAGAGUUAAAGGCGCAUAAACCUUGACCUCAAGUUGAACCAUUGCCGAUCGCUCUUGUCAAGGAUGAUCCACCGGUAUCGCUAUCCACUUGCACCGAUUUUAUGACGCAAGAACUGUCCGAUAAUAACGGGGACUCUUGUGAUGAAAGGUGGAUCAUGUGGAUAUCGGACGUGGGUCGUCGGUCGUCUGUCAAUUUACCGAAUCGCCCGCCUACGUUGUCUCCCGACGUUUUUGACCCGACAAAUCACUUAUCUCGGGACUCUUUUCCCACGCGACAGCCACAUGGCCAACUCUAGCCCAGCCGGAGACCAUUCUGGCCCAAAAAGCGCAAAAAGCGCAAAAAGCGCAAAACAGCUCCGGCAUUAAAAUCAAGCAACCCUUAAAACUAAACUUUAAACUCCCGCAGCCCGACUGAUUUUUGUCUUUUCAUUCCAAUUUACUUGUUGCGAACUGCGUCGCGUCUUUUGUUUUUGACCUCGACCUCAGGGUAAAAAUGGUACUCCGGUUUUUGUGAAAUAAUACUUUGGUCGUGGAUUGUUUAUAUAAAAUGCACCGGGUGUGGGGAUUGAGAUCAACCUGGGUGUGACAAAAUCCUCGUUUUCCAAAUGCAUUGCUUUUACCUACCAUCUAUACACUCUA